Bombyx mandarina (wild silkworm) is the source of this 1893-nucleotide messenger RNA. It is a transcript of the gene Kap-alpha1, whose product is annotated as karyopherin alpha1. Lineage: Eukaryota; Metazoa; Arthropoda; Insecta; Lepidoptera; Bombycidae. Gene Ontology annotation, molecular function: protein binding; nuclear import signal receptor activity. Gene Ontology annotation, biological process: protein import into nucleus. Gene Ontology annotation, cellular component: cytoplasm. The record is from RefSeq and is a predicted model, not a curated record.
UCACAAUCUAAUCGAUGGUGGUUUGACUAACAAAAUACUUAAAUAUUUUUUCUUUAGUUUACGUUGUUCUGUUUUCAAAUACAAUGUCUGGAGGUCACAAACAUCGCUACAAGAAUGUUGGACUGAGUGCUGACGAACUUCGUCGGCGCCGAGAAGAAGAAGGAGUUCAACUUAGAAAACAAAAAAGGGAACAGCAGUUAUUUAAAAGAAGAAAUGUUAAUCUACCUGGAACUAAUGCUGCUGGAGCUGCUUCACAGGAGGACCUCAAUAUUUCACCAUCAGAUUGCAUCACUCCAGAUAUGGUUUUAGCUGUCUACUUAGAUAAUCCUGAAGAACAAGUCAUAGCAACACAAAAGUUCAGAAAGCUUCUAAGUAAGGAACCUAAUCCUCCAAUUGAUGCAGUUAUACAAUCUGGAAUUGUACCAAAAUUUAUUGAAUUCCUGACAAACCAUAAGAAUCCAACCUUACAGUUUGAGGCGGCAUGGGCGCUGACAAACAUCGCCUCGGGUUCGUCAGGACAAACUCGUAUCGUAGUGGAUUAUGGCGCAGUAAAUGUACUGGUAGGACUAUUGAGUGGUUCUACGGAGAACGUGUGCGAGCAGGCAGUUUGGGCCCUUGGAAACAUCGCUGGAGACUCGCCCUACUGCCGAGAUAUUGUCCUCGCGGCUGGCGUUCUCCCUCCCUUGCUUGACAUUUUAAAUAAGUACACGAAAUUGUCAAUGACGAAAAAUGCUGUUUGGACGUUGUCGAAUUUGUGCAGAGGCAAAAAUCCUCCCACAAAUUUCGAAACAGUUGCACCAGCUAUUCCAGUAUUAGCGCGUCUUCUACAUCAUACAGAUGCAGACGUUCUGAGCGACGCAUGUUGGGCACUCUCAUAUUUAUCAGAUGGUCCGAACGAGAAAAUUCAAGCUGUGAUCGAUGCCGGUGUUUGCAGAAGACUUGUUGAGCUACUGAUGCACAAUAAAUCGACGGUUGUCAGUGCGGCUUUGCGCGCGGUCGGGAACAUCGUUACCGGCAACGACGCCCAGACUCAGACAGUGCUCAACUGCAACCCGCUGCCCAACCUAUACGGCCUCUUGCAGUCCUUCACCGAGACUCUGCGUAAGGAGGCCUGUUGGACUCUCUCCAACAUCACUGCCGGAAAUGCCGCGCAAAUACAGGCGGUUAUAGAUGCUAAUAUUUUCCCAUUUUUACUAGACAUAUUGAGACACGCUGAAUUUAAAACUAGGAAAGAAGCAGCAUGGGCUAUAACAAAUGCGACGAGUGGCGGUACGAACACUCAAAUAAGGUAUUUAGUAGAACAAGGUUGCAUACCGGCUUUAUGCGAUCUGUUGACGCUCACAGAUGCGAAAACCGUGCUGGUAGCAUUAAAUGGUAUAGACAAUAUUUUAAAAGCUGGUCAACAAACAGACCUACGGGAUAAUCGUUAUGCGGUGCUAGUUGAAGAAUGUUUAGGAUUGAAUAAAAUCGAAUUUCUACAAUCCCACGAAAAUCUCGACAUUUAUCAAAAAUCAUUUGAAAUUAUCGAAAAUUACUUCGGGUCCGAGGAGGAAGAUGGCAGAUUGGCGCCAGCUGUGUCUUCCACUACCAAUCAAUUUCAGUUCAACACCGACCAAUCGGUGCCCAUGGGCGGCUUUCAGUUUUAACAUACGCUUAACUUCGCUUUUUACGACGUCAUUGUUAAAUUUCUGUCUAAAGAAGUCAGUAGAAUCAGUAUCUACUUCAUGAUUACUAUAGAUGUAGAACGUACAGUCUACUCAUUUGUAAAAUUAAUUGCACUUAUGUAUAGAUUGUUUUAAAUUAUAUUAACAAAGUUGUCUUUUAUAAUGUUCAUUUUGUAGAUAACAUUGUAUGUAGGUCAUUUGUAUUGUAGUAAAACAUUAUGUAACUAUA